AUGUCUUCAGAAGAAGAAAAGGAGGUAAAGGAAAAGAAAGAAGAAAAGAAAAAGAAAGAAAUAGGGGAGGUUCACAAAGCAGUUGACGAUGUGAUAAUCAAGCCAGGUGAUUACCGAAUCCAAGUCCAGCUUCUUGAAGCUAAAGAGAUCAUUCCACAUAAAAGUAUUGGGAUGUCAAUAUUUUCAAACAAUGAAGGUUCAUGUGAUCCAAUUGUAGAUGUUAAAGUGGCUGGGCAGAGUAAGAAAUCAGAGCAUCAGAACAACACUCUAAGCCCAAUAUUCAAUGAGACUUUGUAUUUUGAAUUGAAUAAAAUGUCAGAGACUGAGCUCGAGCAAGCAGUUAUUGAUCUUUCUCUUUAUGAUUACAAUGCGUUAUCUACGAAUUCUUUUAUUGGAAAAUUUACUAUAGAUGCUGCUUAUAUCUACCAGAUGAAUCCCGAUCAUGAGCUGUACAGGAAAUGGGUCAUUCUUACAGAUACAACUGAUGCAACAGAAGGAGUCAAGGGAUAUCUAAGAGUAACUAUCAAUGUCCUUGGCCCUGGAGAUAGACCUCCUGUCCAUAACGAAAUGAAAGAUUUGAAGAGUAAAGGAGAUGACGGUGAAAAUAAUAUCUUCUCUCCUGGCCAUGUCGAGAAAAGAGGAAUGCUGAUGAAGAUGAACUUGUAUAAAGCAGAGCAUCUUCCUCCUACAGAUCUGUACAAUAACAAGACUGAUUCCUAUGUGAAGGUUUCCUUUGCAGGAGUUGGAAUCAGAUCUAAAGAAGUGCCUGAUGAGAGAAAUCCUGUUUAUAACCAGCAACUGCAGAUUCCAGUUGUUUUACCGUGUAUGAACAGCAAGAUCAGGUGUGAAGUAUGGGAUGCAGAUUGGGGUCGAGAUGAACGAACAGGAACUUUCAUAGCCACUUUUCCUACUAACGACAAAGAUAGAAAGCCAACAGAGUCCAUGUGGGUCAAUAUGUAUGGUCCUCCAUUUGGAGUUAUGGGAGAUAAAGCUGAUUAUAUGACAAAGUAUUCAAAUGCAGGAACUCAUUAUACAGGAAGAGUUUUGUAUAGUCUUGAAUAUGAGGCUCGGAAAGAUCCGAAGAAAAGUGUGGAGGAUAUUGAAUUCGAGAUUCCUGAUAACCCACCUCCGAAUCCUCCAGAGAGAGUGUAUAUUUUGCGUGUUGAUUUAUUUAAUGGAUUUGAACUUCCUGAAUCUAUCAGGAAAGCAUCAAUUCAUAUCACUUGUGGUCCAUAUAAAGCAUCGUCUCCUGUAGUGAAGGUUAAAGAGUGUUGAGCAACUUGGAAUCAUGUCUUUGCGGAUAUGAAAAUCACAGCCCCUGUGGAAAUUUCUCAAAUCUACGAUGUAAUUAUAUAUCUUUCCACUUCUAAGAAAGAGAAAGAUAGAAUCUGCUUUCUUCGUAUUCCAGCUAAAGAUGCCUUGUACUCACUAAAUCCAAAUCUAGGAAUUCAGAAGUUUACUCUGGUUGAGGAUAUUAGCAAAGAUGCUAUCGGAGAUGAAGAAUUUCCUGGAAUUUUAAACAUGAGACUGACACUCUUUGAUAAAAAUCCUAUGCGAAGGCCUAAAAAUGUUUUUCCUCCAGAGGAGAGAAUGCAUGAGUACUAUCAAGAUUAUAUACUUAGAGUGUACCUUUAUAUGGGAAGAGACCUUCCAGCAGCUGAUGACACUGGGUUAGCAGAUCCGUUUAUUAUCCUAAGGUGCGCUGGGGCUAAGAAACAGAGCACUACUAAAAAGGAAACUUUGAAUCCUGGAUGGUUUGAAACAGUAGAGAUGAAAAUAAAUAUUCCAAAAGUUGGAAAUUCUAUAUUCCCUGAACCAUCAGUGAGUCUUCUCUGUUAUGAUGAAGACUCUUUUGGUAGAAAAGAUCUGUUAGGUCGAGCUCUGAUGGAAAUGAAAGGAGAACAGAAAGUUAUAGAAGAGAAGAACAGAGAAGUCGAAUAUUCUUUGUUCUUAGAGCCCACUUGGCAUGAGCUAUAUUUUGAUGCUUUGAAGGAACAAAAAGGAUACCUUUUAGCAGGAUUUGGUUUGUUAGAGCCAGAAGUAGCAGAAAGUUAUCCACCAAUAAGUAUUUUACCUCCAAGUAUUCCCUGUACUUUGAGGGUGGUCUGUAUUGGUAUCAGAGAUUUGAUUGAUUCAAUCAAUAUUGUUCCAUUAAAGAGAUUAAGCUUGAAGUUUGAUGUAUCUGGAGAUACUCAUGAAGCUAUGGAAAGUAAUAAGCAUCCAGUGAGAUACAAUUCAUGAAACAUUGGAGAGAUCUUAGAUGUUCCUAUCGAUAUCCCACUAAAUCCUCUCUAUUCCCCAGUUCUAUCUGUCUAUGUGUAUGACCAUAUUCUCGGCCUUAUUGGUACAAGAUUGAUAGGAAUCAGCCAUAUUCCUUUAUCUUCAAUAGUAAGAAAGACACUUAGAGGAUUUCUUGAAAGAAAGAAUAAACUUGGGUACAAAGAAAGAGACUCUCUUGAAAGAUCUAUCCAGUUUGCUGAGCUCUCUCAAAGAGCAAGGACAGUGACAAACAACGAGUUUCAUGGAGUAAUGAUGGAUGAAGCUGCGCUCAACAAGUCCUUGAAAAAGCUCCAAAUAAUGAUUGAUAGAGGCCAAGUUGACCUAAACUCCUUAGUUAGUGGAAUUACUGAAGAAAAUGCGAUAGAAGAUGUCCUCAAGGACAUGGAACGAAGAGAUAAAGAAGCUAACGGCAGUAUUAGUGGUCGGGAAAUAGUCUAUGAGUUCACAGACGAAGAUUACGAAGACAUUGAAAGUUACCUGAAAGAAGACCUGUCAAUGAAAGAGAGCGAAGAAGAGGAAUCUAGUAGUGAGGAAGUCUCUCUACACUCAAAAAGCUCUAAGCAAAGUGAAAGAGAAAGCACAAUUAAAUCAGAUGACAUUGUUCUUGAGAAUGAAGAAAGUGAGUCAGAAGAGAGCAAUGAAGAGGAAGAGUCAAGAGGGAGUAGAGGAUAUUCCAGGAUCAGAGAAAAAUCUCCUAAAAAAAACAAGAAAUCAAAGAAGAAAAAGAAAGAUUAUGAAAAACUAGAUGACUCAGAUUCGAGAUAUACCACCGAGACUCAGCCUAAAUUGACUAAUGACAAGAGUGGAGCUAACAAUCUUAUCAGCAAAAAGGGAAGAGAAAAAGGUAUCCAAAGCAAGCAAACCAUCGAAAGAGCCCUUUCUGGUUAUUCACAUAGGAAAGACAAAGUCAAGAAGGUUGCAAUCCAGAAAAUGCUGCAUAACAAAUUCAGACAGAAAGCAAAGGAAGAUGCAAUUGCUGCAGAAGAGAGGAAGAAGAAAGAGAAGGAAAAAUAUGAAGAAAUUUACAAGAAUGAUGAGAAAAAGAAGAAGAUGAAAACAAAACGGAACAAAAAGAUUAGCACUCCUGCUGAGGAUACUGAUCCUGAAGAAGACCUUAGUCUACUCCCUGAUUAUCUGGUAGACAGAGACAUAUAUGAAGAUGAGCUUGAGGAAGCCAUUAUCAAGAAAAAGCCUUUCAAUCGCUCCAAUAUUUUAUCAGGCCAAACCAGAGGUCAAAAGGGAUGGUUCUUCAAGAAGGUAGUCAACACUCAAAGUGUUUCAGGAGUUUUGAAAGGAAUUCCUGUCAUCCAGAUGCCUGAUGAUGAUCCACAAGAACUCUACAAUAAAUAUAAGAGAUUCUUAGUGCCGACAAAUCUGGUUUGUAGGGUUUACAUACUCAAGGGUAAAUCUCUGACCCCCAAGGAUUCAAGGAACAGUGAUCCAUAUAUUAUUAUAAAGUGUGGAUCUAAGGUGAUAAAUGACGAGAAGAAUGUAAUUGACGAUACCAACAAUCCUGGGUUCUACAAACAUUUCGAUAUCAGCGUUUCAAUCCCAGGAGCAUCGACCUUAAAGAUCCAAGUUUGGGAUGACGACGGCAUCGUCGGAGACGAUCUGAUAGGAGAAACUAAGAUCGACCUUGAAGAAAGAUGGUUCUCUAAAGAAUGGAGAAUAAUUAAUGAUGCAGCCAACGUCCUUGAUGAAAGAGAGUUUGAAGAAGAAAGUAAAGAAGAAGUUAAAAGCCAAGAAGCCAAUCAAAACAAAGAAUCACUUGAAGAGGAAAAGAAGGAAACACUCGAAGAAGAGAAGAAGGAAAAAGAUGAUGAAGAAGAAAAGGAGGAAAAAGAUCAAGAGAAAAAGAAGGAGGAAGUUAAAGAAGUUAAGAAGAAGAAUAGUAAAGAAGAGAAGAAAAGCCAGGCCAAGAAGAAAGGGAGUAAAGAACAAAUUUCAAAAGUAAAGCCUAAGAGAAUUAUAAAGAAAAUCCCUAUUGAGGAGAGAACCUUGACUAGUAUCACUUCAGCAGCUCCGCAAGGAAUUCUUGAAUGCUGGAUUGAACUGAUGAGUGCUAAGGAGGCAAAGCAGCGUACUCCUACUAAUGUUUGACCAUUCCCUAAAAAGCCAAUGGAGAUUAGAGUGAUCGUUUGGGGAACCAAGGAUGUCAAAUUCUUGGACACUGCUGAGAAAUGAAAUGAUUUGUAUGUUAAAGGCAUAUUUGGUAAAAAGGAGCUAGAAACUGACACACAUUGGAGAUGUAGAGGAAAUGGAUCAUUUAAUUGGAGAUGGAAGUACAAAACAAAAUUCCCAUUCGAUUAUGAUGAAGAAUAUGGUCGAAACGUACUAACCUUCUCACUCUGGGAUAGAGAUGUUACCAAGUCUAAUGAGAUGAUCUGUGAAUGCAGACUUGAUCUUAAUGAUUACAACACUUUAAUUAAGUCUUACAAGAGGGGGAAGUCAGUAAAGAUGCUUAAAAAUCUUCCCAAUAAGAAAAAGAAGUCCGACAGGAUGUGGCUGUUGCUGACGCAUCCAGAUCGGAGGGACGAUAUGACAGGGGAAUAUGAGCCACAAGGAUAUCUAGAAGUCUCAGUAGAAAUUAUGCCUCAAGAAGAAGCUGAUGAUAAGCAGAACGGAUUUGGAAGGGAAUCUCCUAACAUGUUUCCUCACCUCCCAAAGCCUACUGGAAGGUUCCAAUUUGAUCUUUUCAGCCCAUGGAAGAUGCUGAAAGAGCUGCUAGGCCCAGCUCUUGCUAGAAAAGUCGCGGCUGUCUGUUGCUGCAUCAUCUGAUGCUUGGUGCUAUUUUUAUUCUUUUACUUCUUUGGCUGGCAACUGGUGACCUCAAUUAUUUUCUAAAGAAAUUUGGAAUUCAAUAAA
Molecule: messenger RNA, 5145 nt
Organism: Moneuplotes crassus
Lineage: Eukaryota; Ciliophora; Spirotrichea; Euplotida; Euplotidae
Source: the annotation of a GenBank genome assembly